Lolium rigidum is the source of this 3885-nucleotide messenger RNA. RefSeq names its product carbamoyl-phosphate synthase large chain, chloroplastic. Bases 28 to 3552 code for a protein of 1174 amino acids. The transcript is spliced from 3 exons. Gene Ontology annotation, biological process: L-glutamine metabolic process. Gene Ontology annotation, cellular component: cytoplasm. Gene Ontology annotation, molecular function: ATP binding; metal ion binding. The record is from RefSeq and is a predicted model, not a curated record. NCBI's taxonomy places the organism in Eukaryota, Viridiplantae, Streptophyta, Magnoliopsida, Poales, Poaceae.
CCAACCUUCCUGCGCGCCGCCGCCGUCAUGGCGACCUCGCUCUCCUCCCCCUCCCAGCUGCGCCCAUGCCCCUCCCACGCCCGCCACGCCGUGCUAUCCCGCUCCCUCCUCCCCUUCCCGCGCCGCCACCACGGCGUCCCCCGCCGCGGCCUCUCCGCCCGCGCCGCCGCCGCCUCCUCCUCCAACGGCGCCGCGCAGGACCCCGCCGUCACCGUGCGCCACUUCGCCGCCGAGCCCACCAAGAUCGGCAAGCUCGCCGGCGUCAAGAAGAUCAUGAUCCUCGGCGCGGGGCCCAUCGUCAUCGGCCAGGCGUGCGAGUUCGACUACUCCGGCACGCAGGCCUGCAAGGCGCUCGUCGAGGAGGGCUACGAGGUCGUGCUCGUCAACUCCAACCCGGCCACCAUCAUGACCGACCCGGACCUGGCCCACCGCACCUACAUCGGGCCCAUGACGCCGCCGCUCGUCGAGGGCAUCAUCGCCAACGAGCGCCCCGACGCGCUGCUCCCCACCAUGGGCGGCCAGACCGCGCUCAACCUCGCCGUCUCCCUCGCCGAGUCGGGCGCGCUCGACCGCCUCGGCGUGCGCCUCAUCGGGGCCUCCCUCCCCGCCAUCCGCAUGGCCGAGGACCGCCAGCUCUUCAAGCAGGCCAUGGACCGCAUCGGCCUCAAGACCCCGCCAUCCGGCAUCGGGACCACCCUCGAGGAGUGCCUCGACAUCGCCCAGCACAUCGGCGAGUUCCCGCUCAUCGUCCGCCCGGCCUUCACCCUCGGCGGCACCGGGGGAGGCAUCGCCUACAACAGGGCCGAGUUUGAGGACAUUUGCCGCUCCGGCCUCGCCGCCUCGCACACCAAGCAGGUGCUCGUCGAGAAGUCCCUGCUCGGAUGGAAGGAGUACGAGCUUGAGGUCAUGCGUGACCUCGCAGACAAUGUCGUCAUCAUCUGCUCCAUCGAGAACAUCGACCCCAUGGGCGUGCACACGGGGGAUUCCAUCACCGUCGCGCCUGCUCAGACCCUCACCGACAAGGAGUACCAGAGGCUCAGGGACUACUCUGUGGCCAUCAUCCGUGAGAUUGGCGUAGAGUGCGGGGGUUCCAAUGUGCAGUUCGCUGUGAACCCUGCAGACGGGGAGGUGAUGGUCAUUGAGAUGAACCCCAGGGUUUCAAGGUCGUCAGCUCUUGCAUCCAAGGCAACAGGGUUUCCCAUUGCAAAGAUGGCGGCGAAACUCUCUGUAGGUUAUACUCUCGACCAGAUUCCAAACGAUAUAACAAAGAAGACACCUGCUAGCUUUGAGCCUUCCAUUGACUAUGUUGUCACAAAGAUACCACGAUUUGCGUUUGAGAAAUUCCCUGGUUCUGAGCCAAUAUUGACUACACAGAUGAAGUCUGUUGGUGAGUCAAUGGCACUAGGGCGGACCUUCCAGGAGUCUUUCCAGAAAGCUGUCCGUUCAUUGGAAACAGGCUUUUCAGGAUGGGGUUGUGCGCCCAUCAAGGAACUUGAUUGGGACUGGGAAAAGAUAAAGUAUAGCUUACGUGUACCUAAUCCAGAUCGUAUUCAUGCUAUUUAUGCUGCUUUCAAGAAAGGUAUGAGAGUUGAAGAUAUUCAUGAAAUUAGCUUCAUCGAUACAUGGUACCUUACACAGCUCAAGGAGCUGAUAGAUGUUGAGCGGCUUCUUAUGUCGAAGAGCCUUGGUGAUCUGUCAAAAGAGGACUUCUAUGAAGUGAAGAGGAGGGGUUUUAGUGAUAAGCAGAUUGCAUUUGCGACGUCCUCAUCUGAAAGUGAUGUGAGAGCAAGACGUUCCGCAUUAGGUGUCAUUCCAACAUACAAGCGUGUUGAUACCUGUGCUGCUGAGUUUGAAGCCAACACCCCCUACAUGUACUCUACAUACGAGUAUGAAUGCGAGUCAGCUCCCACUAAUCGGAAGAAGGUGCUGAUAUUGGGUGGUGGACCCAAUAGGAUAGGCCAGGGUAUUGAGUUCGAUUACUGCUGCUGCCAUGCUUCCUUCGCUCUCCGAGAGGCUGGAUAUGAGACUAUAAUGAUGAACUCCAAUCCGGAGACAGUUUCAACUGACUAUGAUACCAGCGACCGUUUGUACUUUGAACCAUUGACUGUUGAGGAUGUGACAAAUGUCAUUGAUUUGGAGCGCCCAGAUGGUAUAAUUGUGCAGUAUGGAGGGCAAACCCCUCUAAAGCUUGCGCUUCCAAUACAACGCCAUCUAGAGGAGACGAAGCUACGGUCUGCUUCAGGCUCAGGAUUUGUGAAGAUAUGGGGAACAUCACCUGAUUCUAUUGAUGCUGCUGAGGACAGAAAAAGAUUUAAUGCAAUUCUUGAAGAGCUUGGGAUUGAGCAACCUAAAGGAGGAAUUGCAAGAAGCGAGUCUGAUGCGUUGUCUAUUGCCUCAGAGGUAGGCUACCCUGUGGUGGUCCGACCCUCGUAUGUUCUUGGUGGACGAGCAAUGGAGAUUGUGUACAAUGAUGAAAAGUUGAUUAAGUACCUUGCGACUGCAGUGCAAGUUGAUCCAGAGCGACCUGUCCUGGUGGAUAAAUAUCUGAAUGAUGCUAUUGAAAUUGAUAUUGAUGCUUUGGCUGACUCAGCUGGGAAUGUUGUGAUUGGCGGAAUCAUGGAGCAUAUUGAGCAGGCUGGUAUACAUUCUGGUGAUUCAGCUUGUUCCCUUCCCACUAGAACAGUCUCAACCCAAUGCUUAGAUAUUAUCCGUUCAUGGACCACAAAGCUAGCUAAGCGUCUUAAUGUCUGUGGGCUCAUGAACUGCCAGUAUGCUAUCACUCCUUCUGGUGAGGUGUUUCUGCUUGAGGCAAAUCCUCGAGCUUCACGCACAGUCCCUUUUGUCUCGAAAGCAAUUGGCCAUCCGUUGGCUAAAUAUGCAUCUCUGAUCAUGUCUGGAGUGACCCUGCCAGAGCUUGGAUUUACCAAAGAAGUGAUCCCUAAGCAUGUUUCUGUCAAGGAGGCUGUUCUUCCAUUUGAGAAAUUCCAAGGGUGUGACAUUCUUCUUGGACCAGAGAUGCGUAGCACUGGAGAGGUUAUGGGCAUUGACUACGAGUUUUCUGGUGCGUUUGCAAAGGCUCAGAUUGCUGCUGGACAGAAGCUCCCUGUAAGUGGCACUGUGUUCCUUAGCCUCAAUGACCUGACAAAGCGCCACCUUGCUGAAAUGGGGCGUGGGUUCCGUGAACUUGGCUUCAACAUUAUUGCCACAUCUGGAACGGCCAAAGUACUCGAGUUGGAGGGCAUUCCAGUGGAGCCUGUUCUGAAAAUACAUGAGGGGCGGCCAAAUGUCAGAGACAUGCUUAAGAAUGGUCAGAUCCAGGUCAUGGUGAUAACAAGCUCCGGCGAUGAUCUUGACUCGAGAGAUGGCCUGCAACUGCGCAGGCUAGCCCUGGCCUACAAGGUUCCCAUUAUCACAACUGUGGAUGGUGCACGUGCUACCAUGGAUGCCAUCAAGAGCAUGAAGAACAAAUCAAUAGAGAUUCUUGCAUUGCAAGACUAUUUCCAGCCUGCUGAUGCACCACAGAAGUUGGAAGCAGCACAAGCUGCACCUUAGGGUGAUAUGCCCUUAUGUUCUCUUUCUUAUCUUACGGCUUUGUUCUAAUGCCAACUGCAAUCCCGCGCAAUGUAGGAUUUUGUGUACCUGCUAGGAUAAUCAUACCUACUUCAUGCGCAAAGGCAAGUGUCGGAAGUCAUAUUGGUUGCUGAGUGUUGGGAGUUAAAAUUGAUGUUGGGGAUUUGUAUUUUUAUUGUAUAACGGUAGGGUCGGCAUCCAUAGAAUAAGGCCUCCAGUUGCACUCUGAUGGUAUCAUCUCCACUCUGGAGCAUGUACUUGUAUCCCCAUGGCACAUAUUUGUGCGUACUUAUCUAUAUUGUACCCGUCCUCUAA